ACCAUUUCGUAAUCAUCCAAGUCAAUGGUUAGAACAGGUGCCUCUAAAAUCUCGAUCUCAUCAACAGAGCUGUUCGGGAUUGAAGAUAUCAUACCACCAUCCUCGCGCGGUCCGGUCUCGCUCUCGAGAGUGCUCUGUUCUGCCACCUUCCGCGAUGGAAACAGAGAAAUCUCACGAUCAAGCGCCGGAACACUUGGUCCCGCCUCAGCAUUCCAUUGCGACAAUUUUGAGAAACUUGCCUACAAAAUAGGCCGUGGUCGUGGAUCCAGAGGUGGAAGGAACUCCAGUCCACCAUUGGACAGAUUUGAGUACCGGCCUAUUUUGCAGGCAAGUUUCUCAGAGUUGUCGCAAUGGAAUGCUGAGGCGGGACCAAGUGUUCCGGCGCUUGAUCGUGAGAUUUCUCCUUUUCCAUCGCGGAAGGUGGCAGAACAGAGCACUCUCGAUAGCGAGACCGGACCGCGCGAGGAUGGUGACGGAAGCGACUUAUGGGAGGAUUAUCUAAUCCUUCCGGACAGUCCUGACUCGACCCUUCCCGGGUUUGGAACCAUUAUUAAUCCGGUAGUGGUGUCUGAUGUUGAGGAUCAAGUUGUUCCAAAUGAACCGGUGAUAUCGCCCAUGGUGCCAUCGUUCGAUUAUCCAUCCCUCCCGGACGAUCCACUUGCAGCAUUUUUGCGGGAGAAUGAUACUAUCAGACGGGGAGAGACUCCGAGGGCUGAUACAGAGGCGCUUGUGACUCCAACACCGGCACAGUGGAAACCGUAUUGCUACACAUGCGGUGAAGUGGACCAUUACCCGAGGUGGUGUCAAUUUUACCGUCCGUAUGAAGAUCCGGUGAUCCGAUGUACACUAUGUAAUGAGGUUGGGCACUAUGCUAGUGAAUGUCCAAUGGUCAUGGUGGGGCCAUCGGACGCAACGACUCGGCAAAUUGCUCCUGCAACGACUCAAGCAUCCACAUCUACUGUCGUAGAAGACUACUGGUCUAGGGUAGGAUGUCCGUGUAGGAAAUGUAGGUAUAGAUAUGAGUGAUCCAUAGUGGGUCUAAGGCGAAUGUAUGUAGGGUGUUAACCCUUUCUUUUAGUAAAAUAGUGGCUUUAGA
This is a messenger RNA of Arabidopsis arenosa, 1096 nucleotides long. The record is from the annotation of a GenBank genome assembly. Lineage: Eukaryota; Viridiplantae; Streptophyta; Magnoliopsida; Brassicales; Brassicaceae.